UGUCACGGUCGUGUUCAGCCAGGUGGGAUGGACAUCUCCUGGUAGCAGGACAUUACGCAGAUUCUAGAUCGUUCUAUUCAUAUUCCAGCUUUCAUAUCAGCAAGCCGGAGCUCCUGAACGUUUGGAAAAUCCACAGGAAAACCACCGUUCGUCGCACUGCUUACCCGUUCGAGCUGCAUACAUUCUGAGUCUUGGCUCCCCUUAUCCGACUGGGUCUAUCUAUCAUUCAUCAUUGUCCCCGGCAUAGCACAAUUGCCAGCCGCCCCUGCACACUGCGCUUGUGCCAGAAUGGUCUUUUGUGGCAAGCCAAGCAAAGGCUGCGGGGAAUGCCGUUCUCGCAAGAUCCGGUGUGAUCAGGCGCGGCCAACUUGCUCCCAGUGCGCCAAGGGCCACCGGGUCUGCCCCGGAUACCGAGACGAACUGUCCUUAAUGUUCCGCGAUGAAAGCCAACAGGUCGUUCGGAAGGCCCGAACCGGGGCCACAGCGCGCAGGUCUAAGCCCACCACCAAGUCUGGCUCUAGCGGCCGGCCUGGGAGUAGCGGUAGCACGACUACUAGUAGCCCCAGUGCCGCAUCUGGCUCCAGUAACAUAGAGGUGGAGUUCAAUGAUGACAGCAGGGCAGAUCUACAGCGUCAGACUGUCGUUCGACACUCCCUCGACCUGCAACCUUCGUAUCAACCUACCGGGAAUGAAGCCAUCUGCUUCUUUCUGCAACAGGUCAAUUGGAUCGGGAGCAUCUGGAUGAGAUCUGAUUUCGUGGGGGAAUAUAUUGUGGACAAAAGGACCUCCCCAAGUCAGCAGGCCAUGGUCGCUAGCAUGACGUCCACGGGGAUGGCCAUGCUUGCCCGCGCCCGGCGCUCCGCUCCCCUUAAGACCGUCUCGGAGAAAGAGUAUGGGCAGGCGUUGCAGCUACUAAAGUCGGCUGUCACCGAUGAGAAAGAGGCGAGGGACAACUCUACUCUGGCCGCUGUUUUACUUUUGGCGUUCUUUGAGGUAGUCUCCAGUAGAGCUCCCCAAAAUCUCGACAAUUGGACGAACCAUAUUUCCGGGGCUGCAGCGCUCUUAGAGCUGAGGGGUGUAGAACAGCUCCAAAGGGCAGAGGGGUUGAAACUAUUCUUGCAAUUGAGAUUCCAAAUCAUCAUCAGUUGCUUACAACGAGAGGCUCGAGUCCCCCAGUCAGUCCUUGACUGCGCAAGGGUCGCCCAGUUCCUGCGACCAGAAACUGAGGCUUACAGCGAUGGAUUGAUCAGUAUAACUGGCCGACUGGCCAAUCUGCGAGCGGAUAUACGUGAAAAAGUCAUCACCGACCCUCAGGAAAUCCUGUCUACAAUGUACAGUAUUGAGGGCGAGUUGGUAGCAUGGCUUGCAGGUUUGCCGUCCCGUUUUCUGUAUACCAUUAUUGAAAGCCCGCGGCCUGCCCAGUCCAACUGGAGUCUCAGGGCGUACAACAACCGAUUCCAUGUGUACCAAGACUUAUGGCUCUGUCACGCGUGGAAUCAAUACCGCUGCGCCCGGAUCAUGAUUAGCGAAUCCAUCCUCACCUACACCCUUCGACUGAAUGCCAGCGCGACUCUCCCACCUGAACUGGCCAGUCAUCUCGCGCAGAUCCGCGACAAGGCCAAACAGUGGGCUCUAGAUAUCUGCGCCAGUGUGCCUUAUCACUUCAGUGCGGACCUCGUGACUGGCGAGGCUACUACGUUCCGGACGGUGUCUAUGGAAUUUGGCUUCAUCCGCGGCAUGCUCCUGCUGUGGCCUUUGUUCCUGGCCGGCGCCACUGAGCGGAAGGGCCAUUCGCUACGAAGGUGGGUGGUGGAUUGCUUGGGCCUCAUUGGCAAUAGCAUGGGCAUUGACCAAGCCCUGGCCUUGAUUGAUAUUUUGGAGCAUGAUCAGACGUUUGAUGUACUAGGACAGACCGACGACGAAAGGAUCCUCGAAAGGAUCACUACACUCUCGUGAGACGCUUCCGUGGAUAAACCCUUGAUCACUAUAUAAGACAGUUAGAUGCCAAACUCACCCUGCGUCGCAUUAGCGGAGGGAGCAUUGUCUGUACACAAUCGUGUUUGUACAUCUACAGUCCGCCCUGACGGCUGAUAUGAUCUCAUAUUUAGUGUAUAGUUACGGAUAUAAGGAUUCAGUC
Messenger RNA from Aspergillus saccharolyticus JOP 1030-1, 2137 nucleotides. Its product is annotated as Zn(II)2Cys6 transcription factor. The record is from RefSeq and is a predicted model, not a curated record. The coding region runs from base 289 to 1956 and encodes 555 amino acids. Gene Ontology annotation, molecular function: DNA-binding transcription factor activity, RNA polymerase II-specific; zinc ion binding. The transcript is spliced from 3 exons. Gene Ontology annotation, biological process: regulation of DNA-templated transcription. NCBI's taxonomy places the organism in Eukaryota, Fungi, Ascomycota, Eurotiomycetes, Eurotiales, Aspergillaceae.